This is a messenger RNA of Somion occarium, 2884 nucleotides long. Lineage: Eukaryota; Fungi; Basidiomycota; Agaricomycetes; Polyporales; Cerrenaceae. The record is from the annotation of a GenBank genome assembly.
AUUCUUGUCAGCCAAAGUGUUGAGCUCUUUGGUGGCUUUCUGCGUCACUGGGUCAGGCAUGAGAGAAAUACGAGGAAGAGUGAGGACGCCAAUUGUCAAAGACUCGGAGACGAUAGGCACCGGCAUACGCAGCGGAGGCCGACUGUUUACGAAAUUGCUUGCCGGGUCCACGUGGGAUUCUCAGAAAGGCAGGUGGGCGCUUGGGGACGCACUAGUGACUUGUCGGGGAUGGUCUGAGCUCUGCAGGCUUACUGCAACCCUUUCAUGCCCAUUCACCCAUCCGCUCUCGCUAGCACUCAUGGCCACCCUCAUCCACUCUCUCGCCGCCGUCACCUCUCAAGACGAGCAGAUCGCUAUGUCCAACCCAGUCCCGGACAAGAUCAGCGCAUACUACAGCCUCGUCUUUCCUAACUUUACAUACUACAUUCAGACUCUCAAUGUCAUUAUCGGCCGGAGAUGCAUCCCUGCUUCCGCUGCCUCCUCUUCAGACAACCCACAGGUCGACGUGGACCUUGGCUCGCUGAAGAGUGUGUCGCGUCUUCAUGCCAAGAUUGAGUAUGAAGAAGAGGAAGAGCGCUUUGUUUUGCAUGUUUUCGGCCGCAAUGGGGCUUGGGUGGAUGGAGUCUGGUCUGGAAGUGGUAGUAAAGUCCCGUUAGGAGACAGGUCUCAAAUCCAGAUUGCCUCUCGUACAUUUCACUUCGUACUUCCGCCUACACCUGACGGCCCAGAAGACUCUUCAACUCCUAGCUCACCAUCCUCAUCCGCAAACCGCCCUCGUUCACCUUCAGUGGACAUUACAUCAUUCUCGCCGCCAUCUUCUAUACCUUCAUGUUCGCCACCUCCUGUCCGUGUCGCCCCGCUGCCACCGAAGAUACCUCCACUACCCGAGACACAGCCGCAGCUGCCGAAUUCCAAUUCGAUUAAUAGAGUCAAGACUAACCCAAAGAAACGCAAGAAGUCCGAUGUGGAUGCACCACCGCUACCUAGGCCCGAAGUUAUACCACCAAAGCCCCAGUUGACUUAUGCCCAAAUGUGUUAUCGCGCUAUCAAAGGUCUCUCAGGCAGAGGUUCCUUGCAGGAUAUAUGCCACUGGAUCCAAGAGAACUUUGAAUACUACAAGUAUUCUGAUAAGGAUUGGGAGAGUUCCGUGAGACAUAACCUAUCGUCAAAUCGCGCUUUCAAGAAAGCCGAGCGUGGUCCCGACGAAAGGGGAAAGGGGGCACUGUGGACAUUAGAUCCACAGUAUGAGCAUACGUUCGAAGAACAGGAAGCCAAACGACAAACGUUGGCUGCGCUCGGAACAAGCGGUACGAAGGAUGCCAAAGCGCCGGGUAAGAAAGGCAAAUCUGGACUGCCACUGGAUCCCCCCUUCAGGCGGACUGCUCUGAAAGGAGGACCGUUGCCUCCACCACUCACGUCGGCACCUCUCAUUCCCAAGACAAGUCUGAAUGCAACGACACUCCAUUCGUCCACGUCACUACCACCAUCCGUACCUACCAUCAAAUCCGAACCCACCAAUUCGUCCAUUUCCCCAUCUCCUUAUCCGCCUGUGGCAUCCCUAUCAACAACAGCUGCCUCAACUCCGGCCCCGCCUGCGUCAAGUGGUAGUACCAUUCCUGCACCACAACCUUCUGCUUCGUCAUCGACUCAUACACCAGCGGCCUUUCCACCUAUUCCAGCAUCCGUUCGAAUUCCUAUCAUUAUCGGUCCGGCACCGUCCUCUAAUACUGGAGAGCAAACAGCGUCUCCCAAGCCGAUUGUGUUGCAAGACAAUACUCUUAUCCUCAAUCCUCAGAUAUUCUCUCACCUGACACCGAAGCAUCUCCAGGAACUCGAAGCAUUGGGUGCACAAAAGGCUUUGGAGAUCCUACAAGGCUACAUUGUAAACUUCUACAAGGAGAAGUUACGAGCGGAAGGUGCAAGAGGCCGAGGGCGUGGAAAGCCGAAGCGUGGCAGAGGUGCACCUGGUUCAACCAGAGGCGCUGCUCCGGGUACAGGACGGGGAGAAGGUGCCAGUACGGGCCUGUUUACCACGUCGCCUUUACCGCCUCGGACAAUUCAGCCUUAUCAGCCUCAACUCCCGACACCAGCAGCAUCACCGCCGGCUCCAACUUAUAGCGCAAUGAAAGAACCGCCUAUGGCCUCUCUUCAACCUCAGCCUCUUCAUCAUAAUGAAGAUACUGACGACGUCAUUGUGGUCGACGAUGAUCCUUCGGAUGAUGCUCGGGUAUCGAAGAAGAUGCGUCUAGACACGCCAGACCUAUCUUCGUCGUCAGCCAUUCGGUAGUAUUUACCAUUAGACUUCGCCUUGUGGUGCCUCUUCCUCUUCCUCGCUUUGGACACGCAUCGUGGCUCUAGACCUCCGACUCACGUGUAUAAUUAAUCGAUAACAGCAUCUCUCUCGCCUUUCCUCAUUCCUCAUGACACUGCUACAUUCCUCCCUCGACUCGUGGCUUGUGUCGAGCAUACAUACCCUUUUUCAUUGGACCAUCGACGAACAUUCUUGUGGAGACGCCGGAAUGUAUCGUCUCGAUUGUAUGUCUCGUUUUGACGCUCCUAUUCUACUCGUUCGCAUGACCUUUAUCACACUAUUAUUACGACCUAACUUACUGUUAUUCUGACCUCGCAGUAAUACGUUACGAAUGUCGAUGACUGGUUUCUGUUUAACCGAGAAUGAACCAUAUGAAGCGCUGACUGUGGCGUUGCAUACGCGCCUGGCGUCCUUGCUCUUAACCUUCACCUGAGUCCGAUUUACACCUCUCCGCGAUCUUUCAGGCGUCGUUUCCUCACUGACGAUACAUGGACAGUUGGAUAAAUAUUUUGCAUAUGAAGCAGAAAAGGUGAUGUACAAUGAAGGAUCAAUAAAUAAUAAGAAACGUGUCCG